AUGGCCAAUCUUUCGCAAGACGAUCGUGAUAUUAUCAAAAAGCAUCCUUUGGACGACUGUCUAGAUCAUUUACGGGAUUCACUUCGAAAGGCAGAGCAGUCUUACGAUGGCGCUGGCGAUACUCCGGAUCAGGGACGCCUCAAAGUGGUCUCAAGACUUCUUUACACCUUGCAAGGCCACGAUGUUGCCCUUACCCUCUGCUCAAAGACUGGAGCCGGAGAUCUAGCCUCUGAGUUAUCCACCCUUUUCAGACGUGUCCGAAAUGGCGAUUUUAACUACCAACAAUACCGCGCGCUUUCACUACUUAUUAUCAAGGAGGCAUCGGAUUUUGGUGUCUGGAAUGCUGUUUUUGAUCUCAUAAGGUUCACUUCUCAAAUAGCCCCUUUUAUAUGCAUUUCUUCUUCGUUCGACGGCACUCCGGUCAUAUACUCCUCCGCUUCGAUGCAAGGCGACGAGCAGACGAAGAGGCUCUUGGAUGUCCCACUUUUUGAUGAGAUCAAGAAUUAUACAUAUCGGAACGUGGGAGGAUUCUUCGCGAAGUAUUUUGAGGGAAAGAAAUAG
Molecule: messenger RNA, 561 nt
Organism: Endocarpon pusillum Z07020
Lineage: Eukaryota; Fungi; Ascomycota; Eurotiomycetes; Verrucariales; Verrucariaceae
Exons: 1
Coding region: 1-561 (186 amino acids)
Source: RefSeq, a predicted model, not a curated record